AUGUCUACCCAACGCAUCAUCCUCAUCACAGGCGCCAACGCUGGCAUCGGUUUCUGCGCAGCCAAGGUCCUCUCCUCCUCCGGAGAGAACCACGUUCUGCUCGGCUCUCGCUCCGCCGAGAAGGGCCAGGCUGCCUUGGAUGCCAUCAAGGCCGAACAGCCAUCAGCCUCCCUCAGCUUGUUCCAUCUGGACGUCACAUCGGACGACUCGGUCGCCGCCGCCGUGAAGACCGUGGAGCGCGACUACGGCAGACUCGAUGUGCUCCUCAACAACGCCGGCAUCGCUGAUCAUCUCCGUCUCAACGAGGGACGGAAAAUCACCUCCCGGGAGGAAUUCAACCACAUCCUCAACACCAAUGUCACCAGCGUCUAUGCCCUCACAUGUGCCAUGGAGCCUCUGCUGAAAAAGGGGCGCGACCCCUUGGUCCUCAACGUCACCUCCACCCUGGGUUCGGUCGCCCUGCGUGCCGACCACGAUAACCCCGCGGCGACCGUCCUGUACGACGCUUACCGCGCCAGUAAAGCGGCCUUGAACAUGAUCGCCAUGCAACUCCGGUGGGAGUACCGCGACUGGGCACGCGUCUGUGUGCUUUGCCCCGGGUUCGUGGUAAGCAACCUUUCGGGCGCAGAGGAUAUCGAGUACAGGAAGCAGAAUGGCGCAGGGGACCCGGUGGACAGCGCGAGGGCGAUGGAGCGGAUCGUCCGAGGGGAAAGAGAUGCCGAGAUGGGCUGUCUCAUGAAUGCGCACGGGGGCUCCACCCCGUGGUAG
Messenger RNA from Emericellopsis cladophorae, 768 nucleotides. RefSeq lists its product as uncharacterized. The transcript has a single exon. The record is from RefSeq and is a predicted model, not a curated record. Lineage: Eukaryota; Fungi; Ascomycota; Sordariomycetes; Hypocreales; Bionectriaceae. The coding region runs from base 1 to 768 and encodes 255 amino acids.